Molecule: messenger RNA, 894 nt
Organism: Anthostomella pinea
Lineage: Eukaryota; Fungi; Ascomycota; Sordariomycetes; Xylariales; Xylariaceae
Source: the annotation of a GenBank genome assembly
AUGGCGCCCCAAAAUUCUCGUCACUCAGCGCACCCGCCCUCCCUACCUCCUACCGUCGAAGAAGCAUACAGACGGAAAUGCAUACAGUUGAAGGAUCGAUCGAGGGAGAUUGAGGAGGAAAACGACGCCUACCGCCUGCGACUGGCUCGACUAAAGCGCCAGAUCCAGAAAUCCCGACUUGAGCGAGCCAUCCUCCUAGAGCAGAUCUCGAAGCGUACCAGUACCAACGUGGAGGAUUCUGAAGGCAGUCCAAGCCCUCCCCCCACUGACAAACCUCUCCGAACGAAGCGUGGCCACCGAAAGUCUUCCCUGUUACCCGGCGGCGAUGGCGACCAUGUCCGCGCGACGUUCAUCAACCACAACCCUGCGACUCUCUCACCUAGCUCAGACGCUUUCUCUCACUCGCAAAUGGAUUCACAGAGAGACCAUGGACGAGCAGCCAAUGGUGCAGCCAAACCACCCAAGCGACCUAGUAACGCCUUCGAGAUAUACUGCAAUGACAAUCGACCGAUCCUGGCAGCCGAGAACAGGGAGAAGAUCGCGGCCGGAGAGUUUCGUCUCGAGGAGGAGCUAGCUCGCGGCUGGAAGGACCUUCCCGAGAGCGAGAGGGAGGAGUUCGCAGUCCGAUACUCGAUAGAGCUGGCCCGGUGGAAGGAGGCGCGAGAGAACUUUAAGCAAGGUCUUAAGGAGGCCGCUGCUCGAGAGCGAUCGCGCGGUCGUGACCACCGGGGUGGCCGUGGCCGUACUCGCUUUGAGGAGAUCCAGGACGACGACGGAGACGACGACCAGGAUGUCGAGAUGGCAGAGGCGGAGGCGGACCCUGAGCCGUUGGGCGAUCAGGACACCGAUCCCGAGACGGAAAUCGAUGACAAUGACGGCGGACUUGAGGACUAG